This is a messenger RNA of Funneliformis geosporum, 260 nucleotides long. NCBI's taxonomy places the organism in Eukaryota, Fungi, Glomeromycota, Glomeromycetes, Glomerales, Glomeraceae. The record is from the annotation of a GenBank genome assembly.
UGGAUAUCGAGUUGUCUACUGAUAAGCAACCUUCUAGUCCUAAUGAUGACGCAGAUAGAGAAACUCAUCAAGAAUUUCUUUCAAGAAAGGUAUUGAUCAUUAGAAACGUCUCGAUGUACAAUCCUUUAAAAUUAUUGACCAAAGUUUUUUCAGAAUAUGAUCAUAUGGUUUGUAUGGAGAUUACUAUGAGAGGAAGAUUAGGUAUUACAAACCAGUUUGUAACUCUGUCAAAAAUGGACCGUAUCGAGAGAUUGUGUUGA